Pectinophora gossypiella (pink bollworm) is the source of this 1233-nucleotide messenger RNA. RefSeq lists its product as uncharacterized. NCBI's taxonomy places the organism in Eukaryota, Metazoa, Arthropoda, Insecta, Lepidoptera, Gelechiidae. Bases 58 to 972 code for a protein of 304 amino acids. The transcript is spliced from 2 exons. The record is from RefSeq and is a predicted model, not a curated record.
AAUGAACCGGCAAGUAAUGCCGCCGAUUUAGAUCAACAAGAAGAUAUAAAUCCGGCUAUGGAAGAUGAUGUUGUUUUGGACUUCGCAUCCACUGCGGCUCCUGAAGGCGAUCCUGACCCGAUGGCGCCACCUGAAGACUUAGCUUUAAAUGCUGACCAAGUAACAUUACCUGAUUUAGACCCAGAAUUACUCCUAGCUCUCGGUGAAUCUACCGACAUUUCUCCUAAAUAUAGGGAAAAAAUCCUCGACGUAUUAGCUCAACGCUGGAACCCCAUCCUUAAAAAAGGAUUACCUAAAGAGUCUAAGGAGAAACUAUUAAAGGAUUACCUCGUGCCGGAAAACUGCACCCUCCUUCAGGCUCCCAAGCUGAAUGUUGAAGUGGCGGCCGCCAUUUCAGAAACCGCACGUGGUCGAGAUAGGAGAAAGGAGUCUGACCAACAGCAGUUGGGGCUAGGCAUUUCUAUUAUUAACAAAGCUAUGACUUUAUUACUCACGAGUGAUAACAAGGUCGAAGCUAUAAAGAUACUCAGCGACGGUUGCAGGAUCCUAACCGAUUUACACUAUCAGGAAACACAGUCGCGCAUUACUGUUGUUAACUAUAGCUUGGCUAAACCAUUUCUGAACGUUGUUCAAGACAACGAAAGAGACGAAACUCUUUAUGGUGUAAAACUUUCUGAAAAGAUCAAGGCCUCAAAAUUGAUCGAAAAACAAGGCUUACAGAUUAAAAAGUAUAUAAAGCCUCAGAAGAAUACCACAUCGGAAAGCACAACCACUAAUGCACGCCCUCAGUACCAACCAGGACAUUCGGCCGCGAACCAGGGAAACUGGUCAGCGCCCUCACGCUUCCAGCCGAACAGGGGGGGGCGGAGAGGGCAGAGGAGACAACCACCGACCAUGGGCCGCAGGCCACAGUCUCAACCAGCCACGAGUGCCGCAGGACCAGCCAGGACCCGUGCCCCAACGCGCCAGUAACCCAGGUACAUGCAGGAACCAACUUACCCUGGGUGCAGCAACGCUCUCAGGCAGGCGUUCCUAGCACGUGGUGUACCAGGCUCGUCGUUAGAUCUGAUGUUAGCAUCCCUGUCCAACAGCACAAUGAAACAAUACAACGUUUCACUAAGAUUAUGGUGGCAAUAUUGCGCGCUUAAUAACAUUAACCCCCUUGAUUGCUUGAUCCCUACGGUCUUAAGUUUUCUUACCGAACAGUAUAACAACGGCGCUUCUUACGGAUCA